Cadophora gregata is the source of this 1998-nucleotide messenger RNA. RefSeq lists its product as uncharacterized. Gene Ontology annotation, molecular function: flavin adenine dinucleotide binding; oxidoreductase activity, acting on CH-OH group of donors. The coding region runs from base 133 to 1998 and encodes 621 amino acids. The record is from RefSeq and is a predicted model, not a curated record. NCBI's taxonomy places the organism in Eukaryota, Fungi, Ascomycota, Leotiomycetes, Helotiales, Ploettnerulaceae. The transcript has 4 exons.
CUUCCCGACGGAAUAGCCUACUUCCUCAAAACAAUUCUUGUACAUUCAAAUAUUGCAAAGCUGAACUUCUUUCUGUUCUUUCAUAUGAUUUUACUUUACAGUUAGACCUUGGAUUUCUCAAAAUCAUCGAAAAUGGCUACUCUUGAUCUCCCUGCUCUUUGCUCUCUCGAGGAAUUCCUCAAGCAUGACUAUGACUUCAUUGUGGUCGGUGGUGGAACGGCUGGGCUCACUGUCGCGGCAAGGUUGACAGAAAAUGCCAAUAUCAAAGUUGGUGUUCUUGAGGCAGGGGCAGCUAACAUUGGAGACCCGAUGAUUAUGAUGCCAGCUCUAUACCCCAAGAUUAUUGGAGAUCCAAAAUACGAUUGGGUGCAUUAUAGUGUUCCACAGAAACAUCUGAGCGAUCCAACCCCCUUCCAGCAACCUCGUGGUAAAGGUCUGGGGGGUUCAUCUGCCAUCAACUACCAAAUGUACGUUCGCGGCCAUGCCUCAGACUACGACGAUUGGGCAAAUCUCGGCAACAAAGGCUGGUCAUUCAAAGACCUUCUCCCGUAUUUCAAAAAGCACGAACAUUUCGACGAUCCCGCAAACUACAAGAACAAGUCCAACAUUCCACUUGAAACCAAAUACGAUGCCGGAUUCCACGGCCGUGAUGGCCCAAUUCACACCAGUUUCUCGACUUGGCGUCUCCCACAAGAGCGUGAAUGGAUCGCGGCAGCUUCAGCGCUUGGUGAUAAGAUGGGUAGUCCUAUGAAUGCGUGGAGUGGCGAUCAUCUCGGCACGUAUCAUUCGCUGAGUACUAUUGAUCGCAGUGGUGGAGAGGCGGACGGUACGAGAAGUUAUGCUGUCACGGGUUACUUGCUUCCGAAUGCACAACGGCCGAACUUGAGGGUAUUGACAGAGGCUUUGGUCGAGAGGUUGGUGGUUAGUCCGGAUGGCACUGUUUCUGGAGUUGAGUUUGAGCAUGGUGGGAAGUCCCAUAAGGUGAAUGUGAAGAAAGAAGUUGUUCUGAGUGCUGGUGUGGUCAAAACACCUCAAAUCCUCGAACUCUCCGGCAUCGGAAACCCUUCAAUCCUCACCGCAGCCGGUAUCAAACCCACCGUCGAAAACCCCCGCAUAGGAGAGAACUUCCAUGACCAUCCAGUGACAGGCUUCGGCUACGAACUCGCAGAAGGAGAACAAUCACUCGACGCAAUGCAGGAUCCUGCAUACGUCCAAACUGUCAUGGCCGAAUACGCAUCCACCCGCAAUGGGCCUCUCUCCACGGGUGGUGCAGCCAUGGGAUUCGUCUCAUACGCCGACCUCGCCACGCCGUCCGAAAUCUCCGCUUUGCAAGACCUGAUACUUUCCCCAUCUCACGGCGGACACACCGACGAAGCGAAACAGCUCCUCGCCAAAGGCAUUGCGUCGAAAGAUGAAGCGAGCAUCCAAAUCGGGUUGAUCCCCGCGAGUAUAAACCUCAAAGAGGCACGCGAUCAGACGAAGGCUCUCGCCCCGCCGCCAGACAUGGUUGGUAAACACGGAUUUAUGUUUUUCGUGAGCAUGGCGCGUCCUCUAUCUGUUGGGACCGUCCAUAUCAAAUCCUCGGACCCAAAGGUUGAUCCUGAGAUCGAUCCGGCGUACUUGUCUCAUCCGGCGGAUAUCGAGGUCUUUGCUAAAGGCAUGGCUGUAGCGGACAAGAUUGUCAAUACCAGUCCGUUCAGGGAGAAGAUUAAGCGGAGGUAUCAUCCUGAUGGUCCGCUUGAUUUGAGUGAUAGGAAUGCAGUCGAGAUGUAUCUGCGUGGCAAUGUUUCGACGCAGUAUCAUCCUUUGGGCUCGUGUGCGAUGGGUAAGGAGGGUGUUGGAGCUGUGGAUGAUAGGUUGAAGGUGUAUGGGUGUAAGGGGGUGAGGGUUGUUGAUGCAAGCGUGAUUCCGCUUCAUGUGAGCGGAAAUAUCGUUGCGACUGUUUAUGCGCUUGCUGAGAAAGGGGCGGAUCUGAUUAAGGAGGAUUGGAAGCUGUGA